This is a messenger RNA of Amoebophrya sp. A120, 3256 nucleotides long. The record is from the annotation of a GenBank genome assembly. NCBI's taxonomy places the organism in Eukaryota, Dinophyceae, Syndiniales, Amoebophryaceae.
CAUAUGUAUCGCUCGCUGCUACUGAUAAUCUCGUCAAUUUUCGCGGCCUUGUCAGAACAAUACAGAAAAACAAAAAAGACGCGUCAAAUACAGGAAAAUUGCAAAAAAAAAGCCGCCAUUUUUUUUCCUAGUGAAAGCAAUCUAACAAGUGCUGACUCCAGCAAGAUGGCGGCGCGACCAGGAAGUGUAAGAACGAGACCACCUCCUUGUGUCUUCGAAUUGCUUGGCGGGACCGCCGGGCUUGCGGCGCUGUACCACAGUGCCACCUUCGUCGACAUGUCGAGUCCGUUGAACUGGCACUUUUUCACGGCUGCACUGCAGCACAGUCCCAAAUCUGUGAUCCAGCAGCAGCUGCAGGAUGAAGACCGUGUUGGUGGUCUUGUUGUAUCAGAGGACCACAUGAUCCACAUCGAGGAGGACGCGGCCACCGAUGUCGUUGCUGAGCUUGGCGAGCAGGAAGGUGAUAUUGGCUUGGGCGGAGCAGGUGCAGAUGGUUCUUUCAAUUCCCCGAGGAGCACCUCCACUCUACUGCCUGACGGAACUACCGUCUUUGGAGGGACAACAAGGACGAGUUUGACUUUGCCCAACAAGAAGACUAACCCCAGGAGCUGGUCCUUAUUUUCGUCCACCACAAGAACUGCGAGCCUUCUGCAAACUAAUCAUGUGGAGGCGACCUCCCUCGACGCGAUGACCGACCUGCAGUUGAGUCAUUUCCAGGGACAGUGGUCGACUUACGUGGCGACUACGGUUUCUAUGGAGAACCAGAUGCUGAAGCAGGUCCCGUCGGUGGAGCUGCAGGGAAUGCAGGUACAAAUACUACUUCUUGCUUUUGGUGCACGUGCGUCUGCAUCUCCAGGGCGAUGACAGAAGUUUCGCUCAUGUUUAUCUGAACGGCCCAUCAUGUUGUAAAAUCGUGUGUACUAAUCUACUCACGCAACAAGCGCGUGGCGUCUAGUAUUGUAAAAGUAGCACUGCAACAGCAAGUAGAUGGGAAUGAAUGAAAUUUCAAUGUACUACUUACACGUCGACCUCUCCCAGAUACUGAUGCGGCACUUCCAGUAUGAGGCUCCAUUUCUGCUCUACAACUUCGACGCGUACCAGUACGGCAGGACGGUUUUGGUCUUCGAUUUGAACGGUGAUCAGCGGUUGGAUAUGGCGGAAAUGCAGAAAUUCGUCGCCGAAAUGGGGAUUCGGAACAAGAAUCAUGACACGCAGCGGGUUGAAGAUGUCAGCAGCUCUUCGGCUGGUGAUGAAACAACUGCAACUCCUGCAGAAACGUGCAUGACGGAGUUCGACACGAAUGACGACGGGGUAGCUUCCCUAGCGGAGAUUUCGGUGACUUGCGCAGCAAGUACCACGGCGACGCCAGCGAUGUCGAGAAGCAGUUUUGCGCAGACGGCGAGUGCGUCCGCAACCGCAGAGGACGAUGGGAACAACGGUGGUACGAUUCCUUCCGCAGCAAUGCAGCUCUCUGUGGCGAGAUCGGAGCUAAGGACAGAGCCAAUAUGCUGCGUAGAAGUUGUGUCCGUAUCGUACUCGUACUAAAGUGAAAUACUUCACGGAAGAUCUUCUCGCAGCUUCCUUCGCUGAUAGAAGAACGUGAUGGCGCGUGAAAAAAUAAAUGGCACAUGCAUUUUUGACGUGAAAAAGUGACACUGUGCAUAAUUACAUGCAGCCUGUACUCACUAACCCCAAUUUUUCUGCCAUUUAUUGCAACAGCAUUCACUUUUUUACAAGAACGGUUACAUGAUAACUUAUUCAGGGUAUAUAAUAGCUGCUGCCAAGGGAUUCGCUCUCUUGUUUUUCCCAGAACUGUGGCGAGGGAACAAGAGGAAGCACGACGAGCGGCGGAAAGAGACCGCCGGCAGCGUCAGGGAGAGUUGCUUCGGGAUAGCAGGGACCGGGAAGUACGGAGCAGGGUCUUGGAAGCAAAGCAGUAUGGGGAGGAGCUCAUGCGGCUUGGAAGGAGCGAAGCGGGAGAGCUCGACCCAACGGUGGUCCGUAUGGGACCAACAAGCAGGACAGGGCCGAGCAGCCUCUGGAGGAGACGCCAUCCGAAUGUUGAGGAAUAAUCAUACCACCUCUAAGUAAGGAAGUAGGUGGUAGGUGCCAACGACGGUAGCUGUGUUGAAACACUGAGCAGAAGCAGUAGCCGCGGUCCAUCUUCAAGCGCAGUACGCACUUCGCAAAGAGCGGCACUUGUUAACGUUGGCGACACGAGUGGGUACGAGGGCGACGUGUUCAUUUUCAAGAAGUCCAGUAUGGGAGUGAAUGUCAGGAUUGAAAUCGUCAAAGUUCAAGUUGAAAGAGUUUGUCAUGCAUAAAAUGCAGCCCACAAAGUGCAUGUCUUGCAGAGUAGGCAAGUGAGGCAGAUUGUAAGCCUGUUGAGGAGUAGAAUGAAACUGAGCUGCUAAAGUAGCAUGACAAAAGGCGUCUUCCUUACCCAAACAGGACGACAAACUGGAUUUCGGCCUUACUCAAAGUUGUCAUGCACCACUUGGAAUCUGGGUUACAAUUUUCAUCUAUUUUAUGCAUUGCAAGUUAUUUCAUCUUCGUCGAUUUCAAUCCUGACACAUCCAUAUCCAGCGACGGGAUCACGAUCGAAACCAUACCGACCUAUCAAAUGUAAAAAUUUCUGGGUCUGGAAGGAUACAACUUGUGUUGCUACACUUGGAAUCUACAUAAAAACUGUAUUGCAUGAAGAGCAAAAGAGGUGCAAUUUGUGCUACGCGGAGAGGGCAUUUCUCAUGCGGUAUGAGCAUCAGAAAGCCCUCGCAAAAUCUCUGAUGCUCGGCCAGCAUCACAGACCUCAUGGGUGAUGCAAAAUCUGUAUGACAAACUCCUGCAUUCUUCCAGACCCAGACAUUUUUGCAAUCCAUACGACCUACAUUGGCGUCAUUUUCCAGCCGGAUGCGAAGCCUUGAGGAGGAUAAUUCUUUGCACGAGAACUGCAACUAUACUUCUGACUGCAGUCGUGCACAACUUCUUGAAUAAAAUCAGAAGUGGUCGUGGGUCGCACUCGACGCAUUUGACACGGUUUUUGCACAGUAAGUAAAAAACCGCUUCGCUACUGCUGGAGAUGAAGUUGUACUCGGUUGUUUCAAACAAGAUUCAGAGCUAGCAGCAUGGCGAGGACAACUCCCGACACAACGUUGUACCAUACUUCUGCGCGAGACGACAGAUCGGCUCCUUGAUGAGGUGGCGCCACCAGUCGUGUUCUUCUGUAGAAGUGAAGAUCCUCUCUUCGCAUGAGGUC